CUCAUGGUUUAGGAAAGAGCCCUGAAAAUGUUGGAGUCCGAUGAUUAAUAGAAUAAAAUAGCCUAAAGUAGUAUUCAUAGAAUAACUUGAUUUUUUAAGCCCUUGCAUUUAAAUUUGAUAUGAUGCAUUUCUUUAAAUCAAGAGAGUCUCUUGUAGAUUAUUUCUUCACACGGUGCACUAAAAUGAUCAAUCUUUCAAUUCUUGGGUGCAUUCGACAAUUCCUUUUCCAAAGAUUACAUUGUAUGAAAUAUAUAACAGACGUCAGUAAAACCAACAUAUAAUUUUGUUUACACUGCAAAUAAACCUAUUGAUGGAAGAUUGGGUACCAACUUUUUUCAUUAUACUAAUCCUUUUCAUCAUUGUGGUGCAUGGAAUAUUGUUUUUAAUCAUCAUCAGAGCUUGUUGUAAAAAGUAUUGUUGCGACAGAGGAUUGCAGACAAGGUCCUACCGAAGUAAUAGUACAUUGUCAGGAUAUCAUGCAUCUAGACAUAGAGGGAUCCACUUCACGACGCAAACAUCGUUAGAUACUGCUAUGCACAGAUCAUCAUCUACAGAAAAUUUUGAACUAAAUAGCUUUAGAGAAGAAACCAGAAAUGCACCGAUAUCCCCUCCACAUUCUGAAAAUACAGAACAGGAGGAAUGCCAUAUUGUAACUGCUGAUUUAACUGAAUCCUCAAAUUUCUUAGGUGAUGGUUUUGAAGAUUGUCCAAAUGUACCCCCUCCUUCAUAUAACAGUUUGUUUGAAUAGAUAAACCAGCACAUGUUCUGUUAUUUAAAAAGUGUGUACAUCUUGUUUUAAGUUAGAUAUGACUUUAAUUGUCCAUCACAACACAGCAAAAUGCAAAUAUGUUU
Molecule: messenger RNA, 852 nt
Organism: Saccostrea cuccullata (small rock oyster)
Lineage: Eukaryota; Metazoa; Mollusca; Bivalvia; Ostreida; Ostreidae
Exons: 4
Coding region: 311-748 (145 amino acids)
Source: RefSeq, a predicted model, not a curated record